AUGGUAUUAAACCGUAGAGUUGAAAAAACAUUUAAUGUAUUCAAAGAUGCAUUUUUAAAAGUGUGCGGUGGACGAGUUUUAAGGUUAUUCCAUUCGCAAGAACUAAUGGCUGUUGUUGUGGGCAAUCAAGACUACAAUUGGAUUGAGUGGGAGAAUAAUGCUGAAUAUAAAAAUGGUUACAAUAAAGACGACGAGACAAUAAAAAUGUUUUGGGAAGUAUUUCACGAGUUUAACAUUGAUGACAAAAAAGAGUUUUUGCUAUUUCUUACAGGAAGCGAUCGUGUACCCAUUAUGGGAAUGAAAGCAAUAAAAGUAAAUUUUAUCCAGCCCACCCUAGAUGAUAACUUCUUGCCUGUGGCACACACAUGUUUCAAUCUUUUAGAUUUACCGAAGUAUAAAUCCAAAGGAAAACUGAAGUAUAAGCUGACUCAAGCCAUUCACCAGACACAAGGAUUUUCUCUGGUCUAA
Macrosiphum euphorbiae (potato aphid) is the source of this 468-nucleotide messenger RNA. NCBI's taxonomy places the organism in Eukaryota, Metazoa, Arthropoda, Insecta, Hemiptera, Aphididae. The record is from the annotation of a GenBank genome assembly.